Molecule: messenger RNA, 3308 nt
Organism: Amphimedon queenslandica
Lineage: Eukaryota; Metazoa; Porifera; Demospongiae; Haplosclerida; Niphatidae
Product: phosphatidate phosphatase LPIN1-like
Exons: 19
Coding region: 627-3233 (868 amino acids)
Biological process (GO): positive regulation of transcription by RNA polymerase II; triglyceride biosynthetic process; fatty acid catabolic process
Cellular component (GO): nucleus
Molecular function (GO): transcription coactivator activity; phosphatidate phosphatase activity
Source: RefSeq, a predicted model, not a curated record
CACCUGAGGCUGAGGAUAAGGCUAGCUAGCUGAGCCUGAGACCAUACAGUAUACUAAUCAGAGGUAAAAAGUAUCUAUGCUGUGACCAGAUUGCCGAACCUGAUAAAACUUGGACUUAAAUAUCUGUUCAAAGAAGAAGCCGGUUUGUGACGUCAAGGGUUUGUUGUUUAUCAACAAAAGUCCUUUGUCACUUGAGCCAUAGUGCGAAUUGCGAAAGAUUCUAUUUGUACUACAAAGAAGAGAGACGAUUAUUAUGAAAGUUGGACUGAUCUCAUAAUUAUAUAUAAUUGAAAGCUAAAGUAACUCAACAGUACUAGAAUCCCGAAUUAUUAGAUAGAGCUGUUAGUUAGUUUCAUCAUAGAUAUUUAUGGUUUGAUUAAACACCAGUGGUGGGCGUAGCAGUAAGCUGUAUUUGCUAGUGAAGGCCUUUAUUGAUAGUGUUUCAUAUCCUGCUUUAUAAAGAAAUGUUUCUAUUUCUUUAAUAUGGCUUAUGUUAUGCAUUGUGUGUAGUUAGAUAAGAGAAGGAAAGAGGAAAUGAAUCCACGAAACUAGUAGUACAUGUAGUACUGUAUCACAUUAUAUCUCAGUUUAGCACAUUCCUUUUUGGGUUAUUGAUAAUCAAUCACAUGCUUAUAUUUUGCAUCCUUCACAAUAAUUAUACUUUGUCACCAAGUCUUUUAUCUCUUCCAGGCAAGAAACAUAAUACAGGAGCAAUGAACUAUUUAGGUCUUGGCUAUGUGGGGAGAGCUGGUGCUAAACUGGUUUCCAGCUGCAAAGAUUUAUACAACGAUUUGAAUGGAGCUAAUUUGACUGGAGCCGUUGAUGUAAUUGGCAUCAAGCAGCCUGAUGGAAGCAUCAAGGCUACGCCAUUUCAUGUUCGAUUUGGAAAAUUUGGCGUAUUUCGUACAGGAGACCUUAAAAAAGAAGUUGAGAUAGAAGUCAAUGGUGAGGUUGUUAAUAAUAAGAUGAUGAUAACGGAGAAUGGAUCUGCCUUUUUUGUCAAGUCAAAUCCUGCCGAAGGAUCAUCAAGACCAACAUCCCAAUGUGUUGAUCAUUCCUUGUCUGUCGAUACAACUGUCAGUGUAUCAUCAUCAGACUGUGUAACUCCAGUACCAUCCAGCUCACCUAUUGCACCUUUAGACCUCUUACUAGUACAGGAUACUAAAAUUGAUAAUGAAGGAGCAACGCAGCUGUUACUAAGCACUACUGAUUAUCAUCAUCAAGCUGAUGUGUCCAUUGAAGAGUCUGAUGUAGACAUGAGUCCUGAAAAGAGUAAAGAGGAUUUAUUUGAAGAUAAGGAGCCAGUCCCUAAUGGAGUUUUCACUCCAUCAAUAACAAUCCCACAACCCACAGAGCCGGCUAAUUCUGAUUUUGAAACUCCAACUGAUGACGUAGCUAAUCUCAAGUGGCCCGAGCCAAAGCUUCUAUCUUCUAGUUUACCUGAUUCUGGAGUCCUCUCUGAUAGUGCACUGGAGGAAACUAAUGACAAAUAUCCUGAAGCAAAUCUAGUAUUAAGUGACAGUGAGGUUGAUAGAUAUCAAGUGAAGACUCAAGGUGAUGUAACGCGAUCACUCUCAACUGCUGAAGAAGGUGGUCUGGCCUCACUACAGAAUGAGGAUCAGAGAGGCAUAUGGGGUAAACUAACUGGCAUUCUCCGUAAGAAGAAGAGGCGUAGAUACAGCAGCGUUGAGGAAGGUGUCUAUCUUGAUGACUUGUCUCAAGGAUUUGUCAAUCAAGAAGAGGUGCCUAAGUUCUUUCCUGAUCGACACCCUCACCCGCCCCAUCACACUAGCCCUAUAUUCAGUGAUGAGACCAGUGGAGUUGGUAGCUCUCCCUCACUCUCACCCUCACAUCCUCCAACAAGUGAUGAAGAUCAAGAAACUGAUAGAAUCCUUAACACUCUCUCUGAUAUUGCUAUUUCUCGCUGUGGCGGUCUCUCUCAGGGAAGGAUCAGCAGCGAAAUGUUCCAAAGCUCUCAAAUCAGUUUCGCCGAGUUUUGCUCUAACCCUGAAAUACUCGCCCACCCCGACACAGUAGUUAGAAUUAAUAACAAGUAUUACGGUUGGCAGGUUGCUGCUCCAAUGAUAAUGUCGUGUUUAUUGUAUAGUCAAACACUACCCGAGUCUUCGAUGACUGCAAUGAUGAAAUCAAAAAAAUCUCGUUUUUGGAGUUUCUGGAAUCGCAAUAACAGCUCAGAGCCAGUGCCAAAUGGAAACAACAUACCCCCAUCACACGAAGUCCCUAUUGAUCAUCAUCAUCAACCAAUAGAUUGGGCCAGUAGUGCACACAUCAUUGAUAGUCUCUCCAGUGAUGAGGGAGGACCCACUGACGAGGAAACUAGCACUAACAAUAAAAAUGAGGGAACCUCAAAGAGCCGUCAGAGAUCAAUGAGAAGAAAGAAACUUCGUUUCUCGACAGAAUUGACUCCUGAAGAAUUAGCACAAUGGCCACUUAAAAUGGGUAGAAAUGAUAUUGUGUUCUCUAUCACGACAAAGUAUCAGGGCACAGCUAAAGCUGCUUGUACAUUUUAUCUUUGGGACUGUACUGUGAAGCUUGUCGUAUCUGAUUUUGAUGGAACAAUUACAAGAUCUGAUGUUGCUGGUCAAGUCCUGCCUCUUAUUGGUAAGGACUGGACACAGAAUGGAGUUAUUGAGCUCUUCUCUGCCAUCAACAAGAAUGGAUAUCAUUUUGUGUAUCUCUCAGCUAGAGCAAUUGGACAAUCGUGGUAUACUAAGAAUUACCUACAGAAGACAAAGAGAGGAGAUUAUUACUUCCCUGAUGGGCCCUUGCUAGUUACACCAUUCUCACUCUACACUGCUUUUAAAAAGGAGGUCAUUCAGAGAAUACCAGAAGAGUUCAAGAUAUUGUGCCUGCAACAGAUUCAAGAAAUUUUUCCAAGUGACUACAAUCCGUUUCACUCCGGAUUCGGCAAUAGACACAGUGAUGUAAAGUCAUAUCUUCAGGUCAGAAUACCGAUAUCUCGUAUCUUCAGUGUUAACCACAAGGGAGAAAUCACAAAUGAACUAUCAUACACUUUUCAAUCAUCAUAUAAAGAUCUAAUGUCUCUAGUGGAUGCACAGUUCCCCCCACUAGUAAACUCUAGUGACAGAGCUAAAGAAGGUAGUAAAAAGACAUCACUGAGUCGAAUGCAAAGUGAAGAUUAUAGUUCUUACGUGUACUGGAAGAAAUCAUUGGACAGUUUUGAGGAGGUUGAUUUGCCUCCACUAGUAUAGCACUUUUUAUUAUAGUUAUUAUUAUUGUAAAUACUUUAUAUUGAUUAUUGGAUGAGAUUAAUAAAAUAAUUAUAA